CAGUGGUUUUGGCCUAAGAAAAAAAAAAAAAAAAAGGAAAGGAAGACAGAAAAGAGCCGUUGGAGAGACGCAGAUACAACAAACAUGGCUGCCUUCGCGGCGUUCAUUAGCACAAUACUCCUUUCAAUUCUCAGCCAACACGUCGCGCAGGCGUGGAAGGAGUACCCAUCACCUGGCAUCCUUGUCAGCCGCCCAAACGCCUCCAGCCAUGAGACUCACAAGUACUGCAUCAACUUCUACCGACCAAUCACCAAACUGGCUGCUGACGAAGACUCGGCUCAAUACUACCCUGUCUCUGAUGCGCUGGAGUGGAAUGUGUGUAACGAGUUUGAGCCGCCUCCUGCCACUGCCGAUUUCAAGGACAGGAUGGUGUUCAUUGCCGAUGACAACUGCUCCACUGUAGACCAGGCCAGCAGAGUGCAGAGUUAUGGUGCUGUUGGUACCCUGAUAGUGAGAGACAAAGAGAAGAUUAUCAGCAUUAAUGAAACAAAAUACAACCUCACUCUGGCCUUUAUCCAUAACCUCACCUACAUGAAGAUCAUGGAAUCAGGGGAUGAGGUGACUGUGGCCCUGUACUCCCCAGUCAUCACCCCAUUUACUCCCAGCCUGGUGAUCAUAUGGUUUAUGGCCCUCUUCACCGUCUCUGUGGGUUCCUUCUGGUCCGGUAAAGUUCGCCAUAAGCUGUACCUGAACGAGAGGGAGACCAUAGUGAGAGUGCCAGGAGAGGGGGAGCCUGAGGGUGGGGGAGGAAUGCCGCAGGAAGAGACGUCCAUGAGUCUGUCACCCUUCAGCAUUGUGGGUUUUGUCAUCCUAAUGUGCCUCAUGCUGCUCAGUCUGUACUACUUCUACAAAUACCUGGUGUACGUCAUCAUGGCCAUGUUCUGCAUUGCCUCCUCCAUGGCUGUGUUCUCCUGCCUCCACCCACUGGUGUCCCGCAUCCCCUGUGGCACCUGCAGGACGCCUUACUUCAACAUCUAUCUGGUGAGGGGAACGCUGGAGCUGCGCCAGAUCCUGCUGCUGCUGUUUGCCGUCAGUAUGGCCAUAGUGUGGGUGGUGAUGAGGAAGGAACCCUGGGCCUGGAUCCUACAGGACGCUCUGGGUAUUGCAUUCUGUAUCAACGUUCUGCGGAUGAUCCGAUUACCAAACCUGAAGAUCUGUGCCAUCCUCCUGAGUGGCCUGGUGGUGUACGACAUCUUCUUUGUCUUCAUCACCCCUCUCAUCACAGCGGACCACAAGAGCAUUAUGGUGGAGGUGGCCAAGGGAGGGCCAAGCCAUGAACAACUCCCCAUUGUUCUGAAGGUGCCAAACUUUGCCAAGGAGAUCACUGAGGUGUGUUCCUCUAUAGAAGACUACAAUCUACUUGGUUUUGGUGACAUUCUGGUGCCUGGCCUCCUCAUAGCCUUUGCAUUCUCCUUCGACCUGCAAGUGGGAACACCUCGCUAUGUCUACUACUUGGUGAAUGUUAUAGGCUAUGGUGUGGGUCUCCUGGUCACCUUUGUUGCCUUGUGGCUUCUGAGUGGUGCCCAGCCAGCCCUCCUCUACCUGGUGCCCUUCACUCUCAUCCCCACCAUGCUCACAGCUCUCAUACGUGGGGAGUUCAAGGCCAUGUGGUCAGCUGACUCAGAUAAGCAACACCAUAAAUUUUGCUAGUGCCUUCCUCCACCACUCCUCUACUUUGUUUGCCAGUAUGAUAUGGAAAGUGGAGAUGAAGAAGGGGAAGCGGGCGUGGGUGAAGACGACAGCACAGAGGAGGACCUACCCCACGUCACUUAAAACUAUCCAGACCCAGGUAGCAGAUCAUCGCUGUUCAGUCCCUCGUCACUGCCCCGAGCUGUCUAAAGUGUAGCUCCCCUCACAUAAUGUUUCUUUGCUGAGGGGGUUGUUCCUUUGUAGGUUGUGAUGGAGCAGUAAGUGAAGUGAACUGAGAGAUUGGUGAGUGAUGGCCUGCCUUACCAUAUCAGCGUGACAUGUUGAGUGCAUUCCAAGCACUUAUGUGUGUGUCUGUGUGUUUUCACCUCACUGUGUGAUCUUGAGUGGUGAGAGAGACAAAGAGACAGAGAUUGACAUGCCUGAUAGGUCAUCCCAGCAGUGUACGAGUAUUAAACCAAAGGGUGUCGGAAGUAUUAAAGACAUGUUUGCCUGUUGACAUUUCCUUCUAAGUGAAACAAAAGCUGUACAUAAUAUCAUGCAAACAAACUUUCUUACUACAUAGAUCUGUGCAUGGUAGAGUCUCCUUGGUGGCGCUGAAGCUUGUUCUUUCAAGGCCAAUUAGAACUAGACGCUGCAAUGUAAGAGAGAGACAGUGGGUGAAAGAACUUCCGUUUCUGAGUGGAUGAGAGAUUGUGAUUCUGUCUUGCUGCAGCAGUAGGUAAGUUGGUGCGUAGACAAUAACAUCAGUGGCUGGGAGUAAAGGGAGGGUUUUAAGAGAUUACUGGGUUCACAGGAAGAGUUAAACUGGCAGUUGUAGAGUAUAAGGGAAAAAAUUGUGUGGAAGGAGGGGAGUUAGAAGCACUGGGAUUGUGAUGCUGUGUGAUGCUAAAGGUAGAAUGAACUUUAGAAAUGUGAUGUCUAUUUGUGAUGCCUCUUUUUAAUAAUCUCUCUUUAUCAGGCUUUAAUCACGAACUUGCACAAAGGCUUAUAACUUUUCAUAAUUCUAAGGUCAGUAGAUUUAAAUUGUUACUAAUGUACCAUUGGGGAAAGUCUAACCUAGUAUAAGAAAUGGGUGGAAAAAAACUGAAAACUGGUGAACUAUUUUGAUCAUAUAGGAAAGUGUUAAUCUUCACACAUCAAAAAAUUGAACACGCAGUUUUACAUUUUGUUUUCAUCACAGACUUAACAGGGUAGAGUUUUCCCAAUAGUGCAUUUACAGUGUCCUAAAGCAGGUUAUCAAAGAGUUUUCUUGAGAUUUGCAUUUUUUGAAGUUUGAAGAAUUGCAGAAUGCUUGAUGGUGCAAAUUUUAAAAGGCAUUGAUUUUUAAUUAUAGUUUUUUAUAACUGGGUAAUUUAUGUCUUAAAUGUAGUAACUCUAUUUUCAGGAAUGGUUUAGUAAAGAAUUAGUCAUUUCAUUUAUCUAUUCUGUUUUGUUUUUUGUAGUAUAAUUUGUUUGAAUUAUUUAUGUUCAAUAUUUUAUGUGUCAAAUGUUGUCUUUCUCUAUUUACUCUUGCUUCUUCUGUUACCAAGCUUCGUUUAUUAUAGAGUUUGUUGACUUUGUUGUGCAGGACUGGGUGUGUUUGGCCUCAGUGAGAUUACAGUAACAGAGUAUUAGUUUGUGUGUGUGUGUGUGUGUGUGUGUGUGUGUGUGUGUUCUGUAUUUUGAUCAUAAAUGCACAAAUGAUGUAGUGUUUCCUCUUUGCAAGUAAGAUUUAAGAGAUUUCUAACACACACACACACACACACACACACACACACACACACACACACACACACACACACACACACCGCGUAGUGUAGUGGUUAGCACGCUCGGCUCACAACCAAGAAGGCCCGGGUUCGAAUCCCGGGCGCGGCAAGGCAAAUGGGCGAGCCUCUUAAUGUGUAGCCCCUGUUCACCUAGCAGCAAGUAGGUACAGGAUGUAACACGAGGGGUUGUGACCUCGCUGUCCCGGUGUGUAGUGUGUCAGUGGUCUCAGUCCUACCCAAAGAUCGGUCACUAUGAGCUCUGAGCUCUUUCCGUAGGGGAACGGCUGGCUAGGUACAGCUGGUUGGGUGACCAGCCGACGACCAUAGGUGAAUCACACACACACACACACACACUUGAUAGAUAGAUACCUAAUCCAUAGAACCACAUUAUUAAGUAAAAAAAAAAAAAAUACAAAUUAAGAAUAAAAAACUUUGAAUCUGUACAAAAAUUAAUAAAAACGAUCGUCCAUUAAAAUUAUCAACACACACACACACACACACACACACACACACACACACUGGUGCGCGCUAUAAGAUAUAACGAGGAUGAGAGUCGAGUCCUGUUUCUGACGUUGGCUUUCGUAUUACUACUGUCCUAGACUUGCAAGGAGGGAGGAAAAGGGCAAGUGUCCGCUUUAAUUUUUCACAACUCACGGCUGGUAUAAGUACAUUGCUCUUCGUUGUACUAUCAGUUUUUUGGUGCGAUUUUCAAAUAAAUAUUUUGGUAAAA
Molecule: messenger RNA, 4128 nt
Organism: Scylla paramamosain (green mud crab)
Lineage: Eukaryota; Metazoa; Arthropoda; Malacostraca; Decapoda; Portunidae
Product: signal peptide peptidase-like 2B
Exons: 13
Coding region: 85-1650 (521 amino acids)
Biological process (GO): membrane protein proteolysis
Cellular component (GO): lysosomal membrane; Golgi-associated vesicle membrane; lumenal side of endoplasmic reticulum membrane
Molecular function (GO): aspartic endopeptidase activity, intramembrane cleaving
Source: RefSeq, a predicted model, not a curated record